GUCCCGCUACUGUAACAGCAGAAACCUUAAUUAGAAACGCCCUCAAGGUUUAAACUUAAUGAACAAAUGAACAAGAACACAGCUUUCAUUCCUAUUUGUUGAAACCCAUUCCUCCUCUUCCUCUCCCGCUCAACUAAUUUUUCUCUCUUCCUUUUUUUAGUUUCACACCCGAACGCUUGGCGAUCUCUGAAGAAGGAUUUUCCUCGUGAUUCCGAGGUCGCGGAACAGAUCUUUGUCGUUUUUUGAUUCUUUUAUAUUUGGCCCAUUCUCACUUUGUACAUCUUUGACUAAGAUCACCUUUACAACUUGGAAGAUUGUAGAUAGUAUGGGAAUUCUUUAUCGCAGUUCUGUGAAUAGAAAGCCAAAUGAUAGCAUGAGGCUUAUUAUAAUAACUUUUAUGGGAGUAUUUUUGGGCUUUUUGAUAGGAAUAUCUUUUCCAACAUUAUCACUAACAAAGCUAGGUAUCCCCUCCGGUCUUAUCCCAAAAAUCGAUCAGAUGUAUAAUACUGACAUAAAAGCAGGCUCAUCUACCCAAACAUCUCAAAAUUUUCCAUCUACCAGGACUGGUAGUGGAGACAAGAAUAGUUCUCAAAAUCGGAAUGGUACCUCAGAGAUUUGGGUUCCAUCAAAUCCUAGGGGAGCUGAAAGACUAGCCCCAGGAAUUGUUGCAGCUGAGUCAGACUUCUAUCUACACAGAUUGUGGGGUAAUCCCAAUGAGGACUUAAAUACAAAACCAAAUUACCUUGUGACCUUCACUGUCGGUUAUAAGCAGAGGGAGAACAUUGAUAGAGCAGUAAAAAAGUUUUCAGAAAAUUUCACAAUUCUUCUUUUUCAUUACGAUGGCCGAACAACAGAAUGGGAUGAAUUUGAAUGGUCGAAAAGAGCAAUUCACGUCAGUGCUCGAAAGCAAAGUAAAUGGUGGUAUGCCAAGCGAUUUUUGCACCCUGACAUUGUGGCACCUUAUGACUACAUCUUUAUGUGGGAUGAAGACUUGGGAGUUGAGAACUUCGAUGCUGAAGAAUAUAUAAAGUUGGUGAGGAAGCAUGGCUUGGAAAUAUCACAACCUGGUUUGGAACCUACAAGAGGGUUAACAUGGCAAAUGACAAAGAAAAGGGAUGGUCUUGAAGUUCACAAAGAUACGGUGGAAAGGGCAGGAUGGUGCACUGAGCCGAACUUGCCUCCUUGUGCUGCUUUCGUAGAAAUCAUGGCUCCAGUUUUCUCACGAGAAGCUUGGCGUUGUGUCUGGUAUAUGAUUCAAAAUGAUUUAAUCCACGGCUGGGGCCUCGAUUUUGCCGUUAGAAAAUGUGUAGAGCCUGCACACGAGAAGAUUGGAGUCGUUGACGCUCAGUGGAUCGUUCAUCAAGGUCUUCCCUCUCUCGGAAGCCAGGGAGAAACUCAAAAUGGGAAAGCGCCAUGGCAAGGGGUGAGAGAAAGAUGUCGGAAAGAGUGGACAAUGUUUCAAAGUCGGUUGGCAAAUGCGGAGAAAGCGUAUUUCAAGUCAAUGGGGAUUGAUCCUUCAAAUUCACCCAAACAGUAGGACUCAAUCAGAUUCUAUUUAUACAUCUAUUAUUAGCCACAAUAUUCCUUUACCGUUUCUCACUCAGUUGUAUAAAUUCGUUAAACGUUAUAAUAAUAAUUAGAAUCCUUCGUACAUGGAGCUUAUACAUUA
Messenger RNA from Cucumis melo (muskmelon), 1669 nucleotides. RefSeq lists its product as uncharacterized. Bases 326 to 1537 code for a protein of 403 amino acids. NCBI's taxonomy places the organism in Eukaryota, Viridiplantae, Streptophyta, Magnoliopsida, Cucurbitales, Cucurbitaceae. The record is from RefSeq and is a predicted model, not a curated record. The transcript has 15 exons.